AUGGCUAUAGAAGACUGGCUUGUAUCCUCCAACUUCCUCUUCUUCUUCGGCCCGCGGCGUACCGCAUAUGUUCGUGUCCCGGGAGCUCGACCGAAAAACAGAUUGCCCGCAUCCCUUGCAGUGCACAGCAUCUUGGAUAAAGGCGGAAGAGCGGCGUGGCUAGUGUACCCACCGAUUCAUGACGAGUUCGACGAUAUCGCCGAUCCGUCCUUUUGCUAUGGGGAUGACAGAAGCAAUUUAUCCCAUUUAUCGAGAUGGAAAGCGAAGUUUAAGUUACCGACCAUACACUUCUCCGAGGCGACUGAGAAGGCCUAUCCAGACUUGGCAUCAUGGGUGCAGGAAUGUGGUGCUCCUGAAUGUGUUCAUGUCUUCGCCGAUAAUGAUGGGGGGUUCUGA
Messenger RNA from Aspergillus alliaceus, 396 nucleotides. RefSeq lists its product as uncharacterized. Lineage: Eukaryota; Fungi; Ascomycota; Eurotiomycetes; Eurotiales; Aspergillaceae. The transcript is spliced from 2 exons. Bases 1 to 396 code for a protein of 131 amino acids. The record is from RefSeq and is a predicted model, not a curated record.